Molecule: messenger RNA, 1310 nt
Organism: Camellia sinensis
Lineage: Eukaryota; Viridiplantae; Streptophyta; Magnoliopsida; Ericales; Theaceae
Product: loganic acid O-methyltransferase
Molecular function (GO): methyltransferase activity
Source: RefSeq, a predicted model, not a curated record
UACCUUGACACACCAAAGCUUUACUAACCAUCCACCUGUGUAAUAGUGCAUACAAGAAGAGAGAGAGAGAGAGAGAGAGAGAGAGAGAGAUGAUCAUGAGCAACAACAAGAACACAGACUCAUUAUCAAAAUCAUUUCCAAUGAAUGGUGGAAAUGGCACAUACAGCUACUCCAAAAACUCCAGCAUUCAGAGAGAAGCUUCAAUAAUUGUGGAAGCACUGAUCAACGAAGUAAUUGCAGAGAAGCUUGACAUAGAAAACAUCUCUUCCACUUCAAACACAAUUCGUAUUGCAGAUUUGGGAUGCGCAUCAGGAACAAAUACAAUCUUUGCUACCCAACACAUAAUAGAAGUUGUGGAAAAACUCUAUCGGUCCAAAGGGUUCGAGUCCAAAAUACCCGAAUUCCAAGUCUUGUUCAAUGAUCUUCCCACAAAUGAUUUCAACACCCUCUUCACUUCUUCACUCCCCUCGGAAAAGAACUACUUUGUGGCAGCUGUACCAGGUUCAUUCUAUGGUCGGUUAUUCCCCGAGUCCUCUCUUCACAUAGUUCACUGCUCCUGUGGACUUCAUUGGCUUUCUAAGGUACCAGAGGAGAUUUUAAACAAAGAUAGCCCUGCCUGGAAUAAGGGAAAAAUUUACUACACAAGUGCCUCAGAUGAAGUAGCUGAUGCUUAUGCAUCACAAUUUGACAGAGAUGUUGACAACUUCUUGAAUGCCAGAGCUGUGGAGAUGGUAAGUGGAGGGUUGAUGCUACUUCUCACAAUAGGUGCUGCAGAUGGGGUGUCUCGUUCUGAGAUGCCUCAAGGUUGGGUUCAUGAUGCUUUUGGGUCUAGCCUCAUGGAUAUGGCUAAAGAGGGAUUGAUUAGUGAAGCUAAAGUGGACUCAUUCAAUGUGCCAAUCUACAUAGUCCGCCCUAACGACAUGGUCAGAGCGGUGGAGAGAAACGGUUGUUUCAGCAUUGAGAGAAUGCAGUUGACAGAUCCCUUGUUGAAAAUUGACGAGCCCCUUGACAUGCACGCAUGUGUAACGCACGCAAGGGCUGCCCUAGGGGGACUGAUAGCGAAGCACUUUGGAAUUGAGAAACACUUUGAAAGUGAGAUAAUGGACGAAAUGUUUGACCGGUUUGACAAAAAAGCUGUUGUCUUCUCCACAAUGGAGCCAAGGUACAAGAAAAAUAGUGUACUGUUUGUCACUCUGAAGCGCAAAUAAUGAUCCUUGGAGAAGAACUCAAACUUUCAUUCCAAACUAUUUUGUGUGGUUUUCUUUUUCUAUGGGUACUAAUAUGAUGUAUUUAACGAUGAUCAACAUGAA